Molecule: messenger RNA, 2030 nt
Organism: Umbelopsis ramanniana AG
Lineage: Eukaryota; Fungi; Mucoromycota; Umbelopsidomycetes; Umbelopsidales; Umbelopsidaceae
Exons: 7
Coding region: 318-1880 (520 amino acids)
Biological process (GO): protein localization to vacuolar membrane; positive regulation of phosphatidylinositol biosynthetic process; vacuole inheritance
Cellular component (GO): fungal-type vacuole membrane; PAS complex
Source: RefSeq, a predicted model, not a curated record
ACAAAAGCAAACACUCCUGGAAGAAGGUUACAGCAACUUUAUCUUGCUGGCAUUAGAAGUGGAUAGUAUAGACCACAUAGAACUUUAUAGCAUGCCAUGUAAACGACGUGUCUACCAUAAGCACGAUGACACUUGGGCAGAGGAAGCUCUUAACCCAUGAGUCAGCAUAGCAUGGCAUGGGCUUUGUGAGCUCACGUGUCCCCCUCACCUUUUUUUUUUUAAAAAGCCUGUCUGUUGCCAAAAAAUUUGGGACUUUUUAUAAAAUUUCCUGUGAAGGGCUUCAUCUAACCUAAUUUACCUUCCAUCUUGGCCGUUCAAUGUCGGAUUCCGACAAUGCAUCGCAUCCACCCGUGCCUUCCGUCAAUGUGGAAGGCACUGACGCGGAUACUCAAGACGAUCAGAGUGAUGUCAAUGCUGCAAGUCAGACAGAAUCGAUUGACAAGACACCAAGACCGCGCCUCAGACGAAGUUAUUCUAAAGGUCUGAACACUCCUUCCGACGGACGAAAGUUUCAUACCAUUCAUAGCUCAGAUGGAGCCAAAUUCUUCAAUUUGGAGAACCAGUUGAGAGAGCUUCAAGGCUCCAAUAAAGGGGAUGGCUACCCUCAUCCAGGCUCUGAAAGACAGCUUACAGUGGAAACGGCUAUCUACAGAGAUCAACCCAUGUUUACCGACUCACGACGACCACUGCUGCCCUCUGAAAUGCGGAGUGUCCGCUCUGGUACUGAAUCAACUCGGUCAACGAAGCGAAAGAAGCGACCAGGCAUCAAUACCGCUGUCACACCGGCACAAAUCUUUGCUCAAAAUUUAAGCGAUGCUGUGCUAGACGCUGACGAUUCCGAUGAACAUGAGUCGUUCGUAUACCGUGACAAAACAAUAUCAUCUACCAAAUCCUUCAAUCCCAACUUAACAUGGUCAUCGUUUGAAGCAACCAGCAACGACCCAUUUCAACCGCCCUCGGUGAAAGGCAGUAGUAACUAUGUUUUUGCCCGCGCUAGCGAUAGCGACUUGUUCCGGGAGCAAAAAUUGCGAGACGACCAUGAGUCGCACCGUCCGGCAUUACGCUCUUCUGUAUCGGACUUGCCAUAUCACUUUGGCCGGCAACGAAACUUUGGGCAAUCCGAGUGGUAUCCCAGUGACGAAGAGACGGCUCCUCUCAUACGGAAUUCCUAUUCAAGAAAACGAAAGCAAGCCGAUAACAACACUAGGCGAAUGGCUAUAUCGAUAGCAUCGUUGUGUCUGAUGAUGGUGGCCUUUGCUAUACUUCUUCUUGUGGUAGCUUCGCCACUCGAUGAUGUACAAGUGUCUAGUAUCGGUAACGUUCUCAGUACACAAAAGGAGCUGAUUUUCGAUGUACACGUUCAAGCAGCAAAUCACAAUUGGUGGACGAUUAAAAUGGUGCAUGCCGAUAUCAGCAUCUUUGCUUCUAGUCACUUUGUCCCACUCGGCUUGCAACCAACCAACGCCACCAACCAUAUAAAUGAACAAGUUGCGGAUCCUGCUGAAUUCCUUGGCUCCAUAUACCAUUUCGAUGAACCUCUCGUCUUUCAACCAGCUGGACUGUUUGAAUCCAAAAUCUCCAUCUCUACCAGCCAAGUGCAAAUCAAACAACCCGGCAACUCAGAAGAUGAUAAUAGUGGCAACGAGCGAUGGUCCCGGCUAAUUCGUUACCCUUAUGAACUGACGGUAAGAGGCGUACUCAAGUAUCGCAUCUUCCCUUUUUUUUCUGUCUCGCGCGUUCACACCGCUCGGGUGUGUAAUGUGUCCAGUGUGGAUCCUGCUACCGGUAAGGUGACGGAUGCUCCUCCCAUUGACAAGGCCAUAUGUAAAACCACUUCGCCCAAACCAAAACCCACCAAUGACACCACCACUUCUGUUUAACUUUUGCACACACACAAAAAUAAUAUAUCCAACAUCCACUAUGUAAUCCCCUAUACCUUCCCUCCCUUCUAUGCUCUAGCCGUGCUGUGGGAACUCCCCUUCACCAUAGAUCCCCAAAUUCAUUAUACCUUCUUCUCAUAUAUAUCACAC